This is a messenger RNA of Vigna unguiculata (cowpea), 647 nucleotides long. Its product is annotated as calcium-binding protein CML38 pseudogene. The record is from RefSeq and is a predicted model, not a curated record. NCBI's taxonomy places the organism in Eukaryota, Viridiplantae, Streptophyta, Magnoliopsida, Fabales, Fabaceae.
CCAUAGCCAACAUAAGAACAUCACCCCCAAUAUUCCCAUAAUCAGAUAAUCUUGUGCAUAAGCAUUUCAGAGGAUGAAGUUGGUUAAGAGAGAUUAUGAGCGUGUGAUGAAGUACUUCGAUGAAGAUGGUGAUGGGAAGAUUUCGCCAUGGGAGCUGAGGAAGAAGCUGGGGAUGAUGGGUGAUGAGUUAGUGUUGAAAGAGGUUGAAUUGUUGGUUCAGGAAUUGGAUUCCGACGGUGAUGGGUGUGUGAGUAUGGAGGAUCUGGUGAAGAUGAUGGAAGGUGCAGGAGAAGAAGAGAAGAUGAGGGAUUUGGAAGAGGCUUUUGAGAUGUACAAUGAUUCUGAAAUGUUAGGGUUCAUAACUCCCAACAGCUUGCAAACAAUGCUUGGUAGGUUAGGGGAAUCAAAAUCCAUCCACCAAUGCAAAGCCAUGAUUCAUCACUUUGAUCUCAAUGGUGAUGGCCUCCUCAGCUUUCAUGAGUUUACACUCAUGAUGCACUGAUCCCUCUUUUAUCUAUUUUAUAUUCAAUUUAUUCAUAUCUUUGUACAUCAUUUUAUUCACAUAUGGAUAUUCAUUAUUAGCCUUCUAGAACAAAGAUAUUGAUGUUGAUAAAAUAGAAGUAUCUUAUUUAUUUUUAGAAGACCAA